Amoebophrya sp. A120 is the source of this 4716-nucleotide messenger RNA. Lineage: Eukaryota; Dinophyceae; Syndiniales; Amoebophryaceae. The record is from the annotation of a GenBank genome assembly.
GAGAAAAUGCGAGAGAGCCUUGAAGCGGAAAGAAGUUAUUUCCUGAUCACCUUCCAACGGCACUUAUUUGAUGGAUGUGAUGUUGUGUUCUAGUAAUCCUCCGUGCCUGUUUUUUCUAUGUUCGGCUCAGUUCUUGCGAGUAUGUAAAUUGCAGUUGUUCGUCCCUGUUAGACUCUUUCUUUCUGUUCAAAAGUCGUCGAUUUACUUUCCAUGUAAUUAGCACUGUAAGUGUAAUAACCUUCGAAAACACCUAGACUCUGUAAAUUUUGAUUUUCGGGCAAGUGUGAAGGCCGAUCCCUGUCCAUCGAUACAUUUCGUGAUUGAUUCUCCGUCUAUUUGAUCAUUUGUUUGUCAAUCCGUCGCCUGGCCGCUUUCAUGUGUCGUAUUUUGCUUGUCUGUUUCUGAACAGUGUCUCUUUCGUCUGCUCUUGUCGUUUCAGCAACGUCCUGGGAGAUGCAACUGGCACCAGCGAGGGAUGCGGAUCGCCUGGCUGCGGUGGAGAGGACGGUAGGGGAUGGUAGCUUGUGUAGAGCUAUCAAAUGUAAAAAUGUCUGGGUCUGGAAGAUUGCCGGCUUUGUCAUGCACAUUUUGCAUGACUCCGCAAGUCUGUGAUGCAUGCCCUAGCAUCACAGAUUUUUAGAGGGCUUCCUGAUGCCUAUUCCGCAUGACAAAUGCUCUUUCCGUACUGCAAAAUUUGGACUCUCUUUGCUGCUCAUGCAAUACAGAUUUUUUUAGAAUCCAAAAUCAGCAUGACAAGUUGGAUUCUUCCAGAGCCAGACAUUUUUACAGUUGAUAAGAACGAUCCCUACGACCGCAUGAUCCACGGUGCCUCCGCAUGCGUUUUUUUGCAAAUUCAUCACCCGGUUUUUGUUUUAUGAGACUGCGCCAUGUCUCCUCCCCGUCCUCAUUUGUCAUGCAAAAUUUGAAAUCCACUUCCACUCCAUGUGUCUUCUUCUGGCACUCUGUGCAUGACAGUUUUCGGUUGACCGCGAAGCUUCACUUUGAUCAACAUUUAGAUUUCUUUGAUUUGUGAUGCGCAAGACGCACUGAUUGUCCAUGCCAUGCAAAAGAGCGGGGGGAGGCUUGUGCACCUCCAUAUCCGAUCCGGGCUUUUUCUUCAGCCGUUCGAAAACAAGCGAUGGCGAUAUCAUACAUACAGAGGUCGUUCAUUAAAUUGAAAGGGCGUAUACUCAGGGUGGAAAGAAGCUUUUUUAGGCUGAAAAACUGAAAUCCUUGAGCAAGUUGUAGAGCUCAAACGCCCCAUAGAAAAGGUCAUUGAACAUACAAAGGGCACUGCAGGUGUCGUCACCACCUGGGAUUUAGGGGGAAGGAUCGCGUUUUGCACGGGAUACGUCUUCAUGACGCACUGCAGCUCAGUCGAAAUAACUUCGAUGAAACCCGAGACACGCUCGACGAAGUCUCAAAACGCGUGAACGCAGCGGUGGGGGUCUCAGAAUGAAAAAAUUCUCCUCGUCUUUCUAUAUAAUUCGCAGAUCCAAGCAAAGUCUGUCAUGCUGAAUCAACAUCACUGAUUUUCAUUUUUGGGUAGAAAUGCAUUAUGUCAGGCGAAAAAUAACGGAAGCAACAGCUGCCCGCGCGUAUACGCGAUAGAUGCAAAGGGGCAACAGCACCACUGCCCAACCCAGGCCGUGCGGAGAAUAGGCACUGUCCGAUCCUACUUACAGAACGAAACGGGUCGUGUAGCCGAAUAGGCAUCGUCUCAAAUACAUACAACGAUACCUGGCUGGUAGUGGUACUAGAUUUUGCGUACUUAUCUAUAUGAACGGGAGAGGGAUUUUUUUCGGUGAUAAGAAGACGCGGAAGGCGCAAAGAAGCGGAGUCGGGACGCGGAGCGACAAGCCGGAUCUGCGUUGGCCUUGGCUGGUACGGCACUGUUUCCUUUCUCUCCACCACCGUCUUCACAGAAAAACUUAUUUUCGUUUUGUUGUUUGUCAUGCUCAUGCGUUUAGGUUUAUGUCUGUCUGGAGAAGAAUGAUAAGAGCAGAUGUAUUCCGAUGGAUUUUAGACCAAUCCAACGCCACUUGCCUUGGCUCUUCAUGUAAAAAUUUUUUUCUUCGGACUUGAGUGUCUGUUUCGUUGGGGAGAAAGGCAAUUUUCCGCAGGACACAUUGCGAGGCGAAGGCUGCAGUUGAUUCAUAUGGCGCGCGCACGUGCAGCCACAAUCUUGAACUUUUCAGUAGUGUAAACCAAAGUAAUGGGUAGCAUCAUGCGAAAGAGAAAGAAGGAUGCGAGGACUCGUACUUGUUGCUUUGUGGAACAUGGAAAAACAAUUCUGGAGGUGAAAGAGGAAUCGGAAUAAACGGAAUUCACCGAGCCAUAUAAGAAAGUAGUAAAAUCUCUUACUUACUGUUACAACUUACAAAGUUACUACAACUCAUUCUCAAACACCCACAAGAAAAUUUAUCGGACAGUUUUCAGAUCGCAAGAUCUCAAAGAUAUUGUAUUGUUGCCACCACAUGACUAUCCUGUGCAAAAGUAUCGUACUCGUAUAUAUAAAAAAUGCAAGUCUUGCAUUACAAAUCUUUCCCAAGGCAAAUCUGCAUUACAAUUUUUAUUUCUCAUGCUGAGGAAAUUUGUAAUGCGUUUAUACGAGUGCGAUACUUUUGCAAUUCAUAAUGACGAGACAGAUUGUUGUUGUUUCAUUGCGUGAACGAGCCAUACUCCAAUAAAGACGGCCGGCGAGACGGCAGCCGGAAAGGCAGAAACAGCUUCGCGGGCAGCAACGGAAGCUGAAGACGCCGCUGCGAAAGCAGGAGCAGCUUCGUCGAAAGCCCACGAUGCGGCGAAGAAGGCGGAUGAUGCGGUGUCCUCGUUGCGGAAACCCGGCACCGACGAGCUUUGGGAAUGAACCCUAAUCUUUUCACAAUGAAGUGGUCUUUCAUGACUCUUAGUUUUUGUAGAACAUCUUCUUGGCUAUUCCACUUGCUGUGCAGGGUAGUAAGUAGAUUGAUCUGAUGCAAUCCCGCUUCGUGCAUGUUCUCAUGAAAGUGGACGUCAGCGAAACAGCCAAAGAGCGUACUAGUUGACCACUUGCAUUUCCUCUCGUGAAGAACAGGAAGUGGGCUCCUGCGCUGGUAGCUGGUCCACAGCCAGCGAGACGUGUUGCUGACUGGUCUAGGUCUCGAAGAGUAUUUGAAAGAGCCGGCGCUUCAAUUUUUUCACCUGCAUACAAUUUUACAACCUUUGCUGAACAGCUGCUGGCGCACCUUGUCCCGUGGUGCGUGAAAAACAAACGCUGGCUCUUUAUUCUGCUGGGGUUUUCAGUUUUCGCACAGGCUUAUCAAAAGUGGUGAGACUGGGGCAGUAUUGCCUUGUAUGUAAUGCAUGAUGGAGCCGAUGCCGUUGCGGUUGCCGUGUCAUGUCUUCCCCUGGGGAGCCUCAUUUUUUAUUUGUUCCUUGUUCUGCGGAGGGUUUCCGCGGAAAAACCGAGGGAAAAACCUCUCAGACACCACUACACCGUCCUGUCUUGGAGGAACCCCCUUUUUUUUUUGCCUUUUUCUGUACGUCUUUCUUUGCACGAGGGUUGGGAAAUCCUCGCAAUGCUGCCACACUUUAUUACUCCGUCGGAAUGGGGACAAUCAUAUCCGGGGCAUUGUUUCUGAGGUUUGACCUGUCCUAGGUCGGGGGCAUUGUUUGUGAGGCGUGCUCGAGGUAUCUCCUGCACCUCGGGCGCCCUGCAAAAGCAAAUUGGCCUGGUUGCCACUUCAAUGGGCCAGAUUUGCCUCCUUCGCCCAGUGCAAGCAUUUUGGCCCCUGGGGGGAACCUGGCAACUUGACAAGUUCAAAGGGUUUACGAAGUACAGACAGCAUGCAAGAGCCUUGGUCUGAUGCGGACUAGACAUGUUCAAUCUGGAUUAGGUAGAAUCCGCUUGGAUAAGUUGGUGUUGAACGCAUUUAUUACGACAGUUGAGCAACCCGCUCGCCCCAGCAAAGGAAACUUCAGCAUGAAAUUACUUAAGCAAUUUUUAUAUGUAGGUGUGAAUGCACCCCAAGCCCAUGGAGAAUAAACAUCUUGAGGUAUCUAUAAUGUCAGGUGAACUGCAACAUGCAUUGUUUAUGUUUUUGCUUGGUAGAACGGUUUUCAUGCAAUAUUGAUCCUGUAUCGUUUGGUUUGGAGCGGUGAAGAGUCGAAUUGCAGUCCGGUUAGUGCCAGCAGCACUAGCUCUAGCACCAGCAGUGCCACGACAAGAACGGAGCCAGCCGCCGACCUCGCGGAGGUUUCGGGCAAGUUGAUCCGAGCUCUUAUCAAACCGAUGAGAAGUAAUGUCAGUGUUACCUUCUUUGCAUAGCUGAAGAGCAAUAGGAAAGAAAAACAUAAACAUCGAUCCAAUAUCAAUAAAUAUGCUUACGCAGUAAGAUGUGGACUUCCCUUGUUUUUUGGCAAGUGAAGCAGCUCGUAGUAGGUCGGCCAUGGAAUUGUGGACCCUACUACGACGAAGCCGUUCACACGUGAACUCAGGUUCGUACGGACACACUGAGCUCUUGCGAUCCAUACCAGAAAUACGGCAGAUUUUGAGCGGUCUUCAAACACAGCAAGGAGAAACGGUCGUGGAGUAAGAAGACGUUCUUUUAUAGUGAUAAUGAUCAAGAUCAACAUCUUCAUAUACGAGUACUCAAUAAAAGUUGGCCUAGCCGAAGCCACUCAGGAGACGCUUCAAAAAUGUCAGCGGGAUGUGGAAGUAGCACAUCAAUCGGC